GACCUUACCGCCAUUUUGAUAUCCUUGGGCUCCCUGUGUACGUGAGGUUGCCUAGCAUAUCCCGUGAGCCUUUUCAGGCGCCGAGGGUAAACGUCAGCAAAUCCAACAUGGACUCCAUCGUCUUGGAUGCCUCUUUGUACACUGUCAAAGCUAUUGCUAUUUUGGAUAAUGACGGAGAGAGGGUAGUAGCAAGGUAUUAUGAUGAUACAUAUCCUACUACAAAGGAACAGAAAGAGUUUGAAAAGAAUCUUUUUAAUAAAACCCACAGAGCAAAUGCUGAGAUCAUAAUGUUAGAAGGCAUGACCUGUGUUUACAGAAGUAGUGUUGAUUUGUACUUCUACGUCAUGGGCUCAUUUAAUGAAAAUGAGCUGGUGCUUGUGAGUGUGCUAAAUGCAUUCUACGAUGCUGUCAGCAUGAUGUUGAGGAAGAAUGUGGAAAAGCGCAGUCUGAUGGAAAGCUUGGAUGCUGUCAUGUUAGCCAUGGAUGAGAUCGUGGAUGGAGGGGUGAUAUUAGAGGCUGAUUCUAGUGCCAUAGUACAAAGAGUUGCUAUGAAGAUCGAUGAUGUGCCUAUCACAGAACAGACGGUUGCGCAGGUCUUACAAACAGCCAAAGAUCAACUUAAAUGGUCCCUGUUAAAAUAGUUAGCAAUAGGUAGAACAAAAAUACAUUUAUGUAAAAAGAAAAUAUGUGUGCCUCAAGAUAAAAAGGCAACGGAGGAACUUCUAACUUCUGUCCACUUAUUCCUGGGCAAUAACAAAAAAACUUUACCUCCUUAGAUUCAGAACAUAGCUAAAAAAAACUGUAGUCAUUAACAAAAAUGACCGAAAACUAUUCGCACACAGAAACUAACUCAAUAUCCUUUUCUAUCUACAUGUCAAUCUUUAAAAGUGUAUCAUUUUAUCAAUGUACUGUUCCAUUUAAAUUAUUGCAAAUUUUGGCUACCGGUGCUUUGCAGUUUUUGCCAAUAAAACAUUUUAUCGACAUUAUUUAGGGUUAACCCCCUAUUCUACAUGCAUGUUUAGCCAGAGUUGCAAAAGCGCGCCCAUAAGGCCUAACUUACUGGCUUGUUUACCUCAUUGUUCUAUUGUAUUCCCGUUCGACUUUUUCCCCCCCAUUGUUUUGUCUGUAGUGCAUCACUCCAAUAAGUCAAAUUUUCUAAGAGCAUCUACACGACCGUGUUUAACUAUUAUUUUCACCAUUGUGAGACGAUUGAUGAUAUGAAGGGAUAAGGGCUAACACGUAAACGCCUGUCAUUGUAAGCAAACUACUAGAUCCAGCCAUAAAAACAUGUACUGGUUUCGAAUGAAAUUACCUACACAAUAGAAAA
This is a messenger RNA of Nematostella vectensis (starlet sea anemone), 1327 nucleotides long. Its product is annotated as coatomer subunit zeta-1. The record is from RefSeq and is a predicted model, not a curated record. Gene Ontology annotation, biological process: intracellular protein transport; retrograde vesicle-mediated transport, Golgi to endoplasmic reticulum; intra-Golgi vesicle-mediated transport. Bases 108 to 641 code for a protein of 177 amino acids. NCBI's taxonomy places the organism in Eukaryota, Metazoa, Cnidaria, Anthozoa, Actiniaria, Edwardsiidae. Gene Ontology annotation, cellular component: COPI vesicle coat. The transcript has 7 exons.